Molecule: messenger RNA, 1002 nt
Organism: Sphaeroforma arctica JP610
Lineage: Eukaryota; Ichthyosporea; Ichthyophonida
Exons: 4
Coding region: 57-872 (271 amino acids)
Source: RefSeq, a predicted model, not a curated record
AGCGACGACUCUGGUUGAAAGAUGCGCUGAACAGCUUGGACGGUGAACUGAAAAGCAUGCAGCAUACACUCAAUACAAUCGGUACCAAUUUCUCUGGUGCUUUCGGGGACAUGUCAUUGACAAAAGACGAAGUAGCGGCUAAAGAGGAAGCUUUGAAAGAUCUCUCCCAACUUGUCGAUAGUAUAGACAAUGCCCUAGCGCUCAUAUCCAUGGGAGGUUAUCCAUAUGUUAUUGCACUCGUCAAGUCCUCGUACCCCUCACUCGUACAACGGGCGUUGGAUGUGCUGGCGAUCACAACGCAAAAUAACCCUGACUGCCAGAACUACUGUUUACAGGAGAAGGUAAUGGAAAUCGUGCUGCCGCUGCUGAACGCACAGGAGAACCGCACUGUACAAACUAAAGCGUUGUAUUUCAUGUCGAGUCUAAUUCGACAUCAUGAAGUAGCCACGGCCGAAUUCAUCAAAUCAGACGGUAUCUCGAGUCUGGUGAAUGUGAUCUCGGAACAAAGGAGUCUAAACGACGUUCGUCUGGCCACUAAAGCUGUUUUCUUGCUCAACAUUGUGAUGGAAACGGCGGAGAUUCCUCAAGAGAUAAUCUCGACAACGGCAAAAGAUACAGCAUUGGUGCCGUCAUUAAUCGCAAUAGCCGGUGUACAGGGAGAAGCUUCUAAUGCUCAGCUGCGAGAGCUCGUAUUAUGCGUACUUACAAGGUUACGGAAUGCGGGUGCAGAUUCUGAGCAGGUCUUAUAUGAUCCCAAACUAAAUUUGAAACAGGUACUGGAAAACAUACAAAGUGAAAUAUCAGCUCUUGAUGCUGACGACCGGGAUGCACAACUCGAAUCGCUCGAGUACAUAGAGGCGCUAUUGCGAUAGGACACUGCAACGUGUCGUCCGCCAAGUGCAGAUAAAAGUGUCAAGCCUAGUAGUGAACAAAUUAGUAUUGUAUUUAUUUGCGUUAUAGCACAUACAAAAAUCAUCAAAUAAAACAGAUUUACCAAAGGCA